Molecule: messenger RNA, 712 nt
Organism: Cuscuta campestris
Lineage: Eukaryota; Viridiplantae; Streptophyta; Magnoliopsida; Solanales; Convolvulaceae
Source: the annotation of a GenBank genome assembly
UGCUACUGGCCGGGUACUUAGAAUCUGAAAAGUCAAAAGUCCAAAGUCGGGAAUACAAGUCGGUAGUCGCUGGGAAUUCCGUAAAAUUGAAGGGUCGGGUCGGGUGGCAUCUUAAUUCUCGGCUCUCUCGCAUCUGAUCCGAAAGGAUUUAGCGAUCGUAGGGUCGUCUUCCCCUUUCAGAUCUGGAAUUCGACGGCUUAAGUCGACAUAGGCGCUGCGCCUGGACGCCAAGUCGUCGGAAAAGCGACGCCUAGGCGAGGACUUGAAAGUAAGGCGAGUCGAAUCAUCAAGGCGAGAUCAAGAGGGCGCCGCGACGCCUAGGCGACGACUAGGCGACGCCGUGAUAACUAUGACUAGAACAGUACCCCCAGAUGGAUGCCAUUCAAAAGUAUCUUUGGCCACGCCUUUGCACAUUGGAUAACAAUAUAUUGUAUGUAUUGCAUUACCAAUUAAUCACCUUCGGAAAGUCAACUACUAUUAUCUGUACGAAGAAGAAUCCAAACUGUAAUGCGUGCCCAUUGAGAGCAGAGUGCAGACACUUUGCAAGCGCAUUUGCUAGUUCAAGGCUUCGCCUUCGAGGAGCAGGAGAGAGAAGUGUGGUUGUCUCACAAAAUGAAGUAAGAGACAUUGAAGACUUCCCCUAUGGAUGUGGGGACAAGGGUACCAAAUGCUAUACACAAACUCGUGCAACUGCCAUUGAAAUUCUACCACC